AUGAAUCCAAGCAAAAUCGAGGAGGACCUUUUCCACCAUCUCGGCCCGCCGCCGAUACUCCACGACAACCACCAGUUCAUCGGCCUCGGCCACCACCAGCCCCAGCCACCCAUCGACGACGAAGCUUUCUCCCUCGCCGAGAUCGAUCUCUUCCGUGAUGACGAAGAAGACGACGACGUCAGUCGCACCUCCUCAGACGCCGAAAUCCCCCUCGCCCCCCCGAACGGCGCUGUCCCCGCCCGGAGCCCUAAUUUGCCGGACCCUCCCCCACCUCCGAUUGACCGCGGAAAGAGGCUAAUUCAGCAGUCCCCUCUCCGAAUCAACCCCGAGCCGCACGUCUCCGCCCAAUUCUACACCUUUAAUAAGGAUUCCCACUCCCUAAUGAUUCGGUGCCUGAUUGGGGGUCGGACGGCGACGCCGGAGGAGAUCCGGGCGGUGACCCCUGCGCCGCUGCUAUCCACCUGGCGUUCGGUGUGGAAGGAUCGGAACGAGGACACAGCCUAUCUGACGGCGUGGAAGCGCAUCCAGGAUAAGCUCACCGUCCACGUGUCGGAAUCCGCUGCCUCCGUCAUUGAUAACAACUGCACCCAUUUCCUCUGUUUCAAGAACAACCUCAGUCAAUUCGUGUCGCACAUUGACCAGUGGCAGGACAUAGUCAUGUCGUACCAUGGGGAUGCCGAUUUCCAGCACCUAGGGUUGAAAGACACCACAGAGAGAAUUAAGCAAGUAUGGACCGUGGGGGCCAAAUAUUACGGCAUACCCGAGAGUUAUAUCAGGACGUGUUUGGCUACUUGUCCUUUAUGCCUGGAUGAGUCCUCUGGCUGCGCACCAAAGUCCAAGAAGCGUAAGUUUGAAUACACGGAGUCUCUGGAUGUGCCCGCCAAGGAAGUGCAGACGCGGUUGCAACAGCUGGCAGCCAAGCAUAAGGUCGUGUUAUGCAUACGGCAGAAGUACAUCAGGUACAAGCCAUUUAUGGCUGAGGUUAAGGAUUAUGCCUGCCACAGGGCAGGUGAGCCGGCAAAAAAGCCCCGGUUUCUGAAAAGGGAGCAGUAUGCUUCCAAGCGGUGUGGGUGUCAGUUUCGUAUAAGGGCAAUAGUUCCCAUAUCAAAUUAUAAUGAUAAGGAAAAGACAUUUGUUUAUGAGGAAGAGGGAACAGCUGUGUUCAAGCUUUAUGCGGUGCACUCAGGGCACGAGCCAGGGCCGUUGGAUGGGAAUGCGAGGAUCAUGCAUCGAGUGUUGGGUCAUAAAGGGGGUGUUUUGAUAGAUCAGGAGACUGUGUAUGGGAUGGCUGAGGAUGGGGAAACUGAGGGUUUUAGGUUCUCAGGAAAGAACUUGAGCGAUCUGCAGAGUACGGUUUUGCAUCAGGUCCAGGAAUUGAGAAAUGAGUUGGGUUUGCUGGAGAGUAGGAUUGGGAAAAUGCCGUCCCCACGGUUGGACACUGUGUCACGUGAGCUCUUUGAAAUCGUGAAUAGACUUAGGAAUGUUGCAGAUGAUGGUUCAAAAUCUGUUGGGUUGCUGUCAGAGAAACAGGAUCUAGAUGAUGUCUUAGUAGUGGAGCAUGAUUUGCCAGACUGGGUUGAUGACCAUCACACAAGGAUCUAUGGGGAUGGGAAGGAUGCUGAUGGUUUGGAAGAUGACGAGGCCAGCUUUGGGAGAACUCUUGGGGAGGUUGCUUCUUGGAAUCAGAUGAGGAUAGAGGGCAGGAAAGGGAAAGAUAUCCUUAGUGACAAUUAUAAAGCCAAGUGGUCUAAAUGUGACGACUUCGAUCAGAAGGAUAAUAUUGGGUGCAGUAACCCUAACAUGAUCAAUCCCUUAAGACACGACGAGAUAAUAACGUCAGAUGUAGAAGGUCUUGUCGGUAUACAGGUAAACAGUUUAUACCCCGAAAAUCCAAAAUGGUUGGAUUCUCCUGGUGGACUUGAUCCUGGAGCUGAUUGUGGUGAUGGUGGGUUCAGGCAUGGGGAGAUCAUGUAG
Molecule: messenger RNA, 1974 nt
Organism: Striga hermonthica
Lineage: Eukaryota; Viridiplantae; Streptophyta; Magnoliopsida; Lamiales; Orobanchaceae
Source: the annotation of a GenBank genome assembly